AUGUCUUCUUCUACCGAAAAAGAAUCUCGCCAUAACAGUUUCGACGAUAUCGAAGCCAAACCCAAGCUUUCUGCCGACGACGUAUCUUAUUCAGAGCAUGAUGGCGAAAAAGUCCUAUACAACAAGGCGCCUGAUGGUGGCUGGAAAGCAUGGCUAGUUGUACUCGGUUCAUUUUGUGGUUUCUUUGCAACCCAAGGUUAUGGUUAUUCAUGGGGCGUAUUCUAUAGCGAGUACCAAUCGGUCUAUCCUGGAGAUAUGACGGCCCUUAGUUGGAUCGGCUCCUUGUGGUAUUGUCUUUGUAAUAUCACUGGUCCAAUCUACCUGUGGAUGGGUUCCAAGUUCGAUGAUCGUUAUGUGUUGGGCAUUGCAUGUAUCACCAGCUCGCUUGCCAUGAUGCUUGCCAGUAUCACCAAUGCGGUGUGGCAAUUGUACAUUACACAAGGUAUCAUGUCGGGUGUUUCUUCAUCGCUUGUAUGGUUUGCAUGCUUGCGUGGUCCUCAAGAAUGGUUUUCAAAACGUCGUGGUUUGGCUGUCGGCAUCACCAUGGCAGCCUCAGGUGUUGGUGGUCUUGUGUUUUCAAACAUUGCUAAUGCAUGCUUUGAGACCCUUGAUUAUCGUUGGGCACUUCGUAUCCUCGGAUUUAUGCAGCUUGUACUCAUUGCCAUCGCCGCCUGUACUAGCUGGCGUUUAAAUCCCCCAGCCAAGAACGUACCCUUCAUCGACUUCCAAGAUUGGAAGAACAAGAAGUUUAUCAUCCAUUUCUUUGUUCACUUUAUUGGCAACUUUGCUUUCUAUAUUCCCUCCGGAUUUAUACCUUCUUAUGCCAAGUACUUGGGUUAUAGCGGUCUCAUCGGUGCCAACAUGAACUCCGUCAUGUCAGCAUGCAUGAUUGUUGGCAAGAUUGGUGUUGGCUUCUUGAGCGAUUAUGUUGGUCGCUUCAACAUGGGCGUCUUUUGCGGCUUGAUGGCUUGUGUGGCCCAUUUAGCUGUAUGGCUUACAGCCACUGAUCAAGCUGGCUUGUGGGGCUUCUGUGCCAUGUAUGGUGUCUUUGGUGGUGGUUACAUUGCCAUGAUUACAGCCCUCACAGCUCAAAUUGUCGGUAUUGAAAGAGUUGACUCGGGUACCGGUUGGGCAUUCUUUGCUUGGUGUUUCGGUGGUCUGCUGGGUCAGCCUGUCGCAUCUGCUAUUGUCGAUCGCACUGAAGUUCCUGAUUAUGAUGGUGCUGUCAUCUUUGCUGGUGUAUUAUUCUUCGUUGGUGCCUGCCUUGUCGGUGUCCUUCGUGUCAUUUAUGGUGGUUUCUAUCCCUUCAAGAGAGUUUAA
Lichtheimia ornata is the source of this 1320-nucleotide messenger RNA. RefSeq lists its product as uncharacterized. The transcript has 7 exons. Bases 1 to 1320 code for a protein of 439 amino acids. The record is from RefSeq and is a predicted model, not a curated record. Gene Ontology annotation, biological process: transmembrane transport. Gene Ontology annotation, cellular component: fungal-type vacuole membrane. Gene Ontology annotation, molecular function: transmembrane transporter activity. NCBI's taxonomy places the organism in Eukaryota, Fungi, Mucoromycota, Mucoromycetes, Mucorales, Lichtheimiaceae.